AUGGUCAUCUCGCCAGAGACAUCACCUGAAGCCGAGCUAUUCGCCAACCUCGCGAAGCGCAGCAGCAUCCCGAUCCUUUCCUUCUCGGCCACCUCGCUGGCAUCAAUUCCGUCGCAGGCACGUUUCUUUGUGCACAGUGCAGCCAACACCAACUCCCAGGCCGCGCCCGUUGCAUCCAUCCUUGAGGCAUUCCAAUGGCGCGCGGCCGUCCUGCUACUCGAGGAGUCCACCUACGGCAUCAGCAUUGUCUCGGCAUUGAUCCACGAGUUCCAGGGGCACGGGCACGGGCACCGCGUACGCGGCAUAAUGGACAGCGUGGCUGUGCCAGCCGACGCGACAGACAGCCGCCUCGACGUAGUGUUUCUUGCAGUGAAGAACAUGCCGGCGCGGGUGGUCGUCGUGCAUGUGACUUCCGCUCUGGCUGUGCGCCUCUUCCGCCGGGCCAUGGCCGCCGGCAUGAUGUCGGAGGGGUACGUCUGGAUCGCCACAUCCGCCGUGGGCGAUGCGGUGGACAGUCUCAGCCCCGGCGACCUCGACUGCCUGCAGGGGGUCGUCAGCCUGCGGGUCCACGUGCAGGCAACGGAGCAAGUUAGAAACUUCUCAAGACGGUUCAAGCAGAGGUUUCGGCAGGAGAACCCGGCUACCCAUGACACCGUGAGCGUGCCGGUGUGGCUACUCUGGCUGUAUGACACGGCAUGGGCAACCACCACGGCGGCCGACAGGUCCUUCCGAACGACGACGCACGCAGCUGGAACGGGACUUGCCGAUGCCGUGCUCAGCACCAGGUUCCAUGGCCUGGCUGGAAGUUUCAGGCUGGUCGAUGGGCAGCGGCAGAUCCCAGCAACAUACGAGAUCGUGAAUAUCAUAGGCGCCGGAGCGAGGACGGUCGGGUUUUGGACGCCGGAGUUUGGGAUCUCAACAAGUUUGUACCCCAGGAGUGGCAAGGAGCUGAAGCAAAUCCUUUGGCCAGGUGAAACGGCGGUUGUUCCGGUAGGGUGGAGCGAGUCCCCAAAUGGGCGUCCGCUUCGCGUGGCUGUCCCGGUGAAGCGUGGAUUCAGCCAAUUUGUGAACAUUUCCGGCGAUCCAAGGACGGGAAGAGAAAUUAUCACCGGCUACUGCAUCGACGUAUUCCAUGCAGCCACGGCGAAAUUGGCCCAUCCAGUCGCGUAUCAGUACGUGCCAGUCAACGAUAACUCCGAGUCUUAC
Triticum aestivum (bread wheat) is the source of this 1206-nucleotide messenger RNA. Its product is annotated as glutamate receptor 2.2-like. The annotation marks the transcript as partial. The record is from RefSeq and is a predicted model, not a curated record. Lineage: Eukaryota; Viridiplantae; Streptophyta; Magnoliopsida; Poales; Poaceae. The transcript has a single exon.